AUGACCAGGACUAUGUGUACCGAGUGUGGCAGUCCGGUUUGUAUUAUUGAGGCUGCUAGUCCGGAUGAUAGAUGCUUGCAGUAUGGAUUGUUUGCUGGCGAGGUUGAGUUGCCGAAACCGGAGAUUGAGUUCUUUGGUAAGGAUAGAGUUGUGUGGGUUCCAGAGAUGGGCAAGGAUGUAAAGGAGACGGCUUGA
Molecule: messenger RNA, 195 nt
Organism: Aureobasidium musti
Lineage: Eukaryota; Fungi; Ascomycota; Dothideomycetes; Dothideales; Saccotheciaceae
Source: the annotation of a GenBank genome assembly